AUGGGCGCAGGGUCAUGGAAUGAGUCUGAAGAUCAGAUUCUGCGAAAGGAAUUCGCUCGACAGGGUACUGAAAAUACCUCGUGCACGACUCGCUGGGAUGCGAUAGCCCGCUGUCUACCCGGCAGAACCAGUCGCGACGUCCGAAAGCGCUGGGUCAAUGUACUGGAGAACCAGUUUAACAAAGGUGCAUGGACUAAGAGCGAGGAUGAUCGACUACGGAUCGCAGUCCAGCUGCAUGGAACGAGAUGGGUGAACGUCGCCAAAGACGUUGGUACCCGUAGCGCAGACCAAUGCUCGAAGCGAUGGAACCAGCAUCUCGAUCCAGCUCUCGUGCAUUCGCAAUGGACUCAAGAUAAGGCUGUAUUGGCCUCUAUCUCCGAUGCACCCCCUUGCUGCCAGAAUGCAGUAACUUGCUCGCAAGACACUGCGAUACCCCUCGGAAUCAUGACUCCAUUAUCCGAUACAAGACUUUGGAAUCUUCGGUCGGUCCCAUGGACUCCUGAAGUUUCAGAGACUAUGGAAGACUAUACUAUUCCUGGCGUGGGGUCCCCCAGCUCGAACUUCUUCUCGUCUCAGCUCGAUAUUCUAGGCUUGUCCCUUCCUUCUGAUACAACCUUGAAUUAUUCCACAGUUUUCGACCCUGGGACUAUUCAAGAAGCACAGGAUACAUCCAGCCCCGGAGAUGAAGACCCAAGCCACGCAGGCCCUUCCUCUUUGGCCUCUUCACCCCAGGAGGUCUCACUGGUCAUUCAAAAUCCCGACGAAAAUCUAAUCACUCGCAUGGUACAUGAGUUGGUAACAGCAAAGGUAGAUUUCAAAGUUGUGCAGGGAUCAACUUAG
Messenger RNA from Penicillium daleae, 840 nucleotides. RefSeq lists its product as uncharacterized. The record is from RefSeq and is a predicted model, not a curated record. The transcript is spliced from 5 exons. The coding region runs from base 1 to 840 and encodes 279 amino acids. Lineage: Eukaryota; Fungi; Ascomycota; Eurotiomycetes; Eurotiales; Aspergillaceae.